Molecule: messenger RNA, 2121 nt
Organism: Bacillus rossius redtenbacheri
Lineage: Eukaryota; Metazoa; Arthropoda; Insecta; Phasmatodea; Bacillidae
Exons: 2
Coding region: 174-1430 (418 amino acids)
Source: RefSeq, a predicted model, not a curated record
AACAUUGAAAGUGUCAUGGCGACGAUGUGUGCAUAUUGUGGCUGUACUGAUUCUUUUCGAUUUCAUUUUAUUUUCCUCGGCGCUAGGUAGGCGGGCUGUUCGUAACAGAAGUGGUGAAGUCAUUUCUAGUGUUAUAUUUGUGAUUUUUACGUUGUUUUAGACGUGUUACAAGAAUGUUUCGCACCAUUAUUCUCUUGGGAAUUGUUCUCUCUACAGGAUUUACAAAUGACAUGGAAAUGAUCAGUGGUUUGGGUACCUCUAUCAAAGCAACCAAGUCGCCGAGUUUUGGUACUUGUUGGACGAAUUCCAUGCGGAGUUUUCAGACCAGGUGUGAUAAGUUGAACAUGGAAUCUCAGAAAUAUUUGGCUUUGAGGUUCGCCGAUUGUUUUUUGGUGAUGUCUGGUGAAGAGGCAUAUGGAUGUGAUAAAUUAAUUGAGGAAGAGAGAAAUGUGUGUAUUAAAAAUAUGUCCACCCGGGAUUACAACACGUUCACCGAUUUCUUCACGCACGUAGAUAGUCUUUGUCGUUUUCUUGAGAUUCAAAUUUGGCAAGAAGACACUGAAACUAACUUUAGAAGCCUCUUGGCAAGCACGACGAAGGCAAAGAAGAUGAUCGUGGAAGCACUGCAAAAGCAAAAGAUUUCCUUGCAACUGCAGAAGAUGAGCAUCUCGGAACAAAUGCAGAUGGUGAAGACGACUAGCCGUUUGGACGAGCGUUUGAUAGAACUGCAGUCAAAAACCAAGCAAACAGUGGACAACUUUUCUAAGUCGACGUCGGGCAGCUACGGAAUCCUCGUAGAAACCUUUGCCGGGCUGACUGCCUUGCAGCAAUGGCUCGUCCACAAAACGACGUGGCUGGAAAUGGCGAUAUUUUAUAUUUGUGGUACCGUGGUGAUACUGCUUCUGACUGUCUUGCCGGAGCUCGAAGAAGCCAAAUGGGUCCUGUUGUCAUUGCAUUUGGCUGCUGUGUGCGUGGAGUGUGGUUUGUGGUCGGUGUCGCUGCAUGUAAAUGUGGGGUUCGUGAGGAGUUCCCUGGUGUACGUCUGUGCUGGUCUUUUGUGCUUAACAGCGUACCACUACACAACUACAGAAACUUCUAAACACAGACUAAUGCUAGAUGUAGAAAGGAAUAUUGACCAUCUUGAGAAGAUAAUGACUGGCACGAGAGUAGUUAAGAAAAAUGCAUGCUUGGUUCAGAAUUCAAGAGUUGCAUCUUCAAAUGACAGGUUGUCCGUGACGCCAAACAGAACUGGAUCGUGUUCAGUGAACGACGGUGACGACAGCUGGCGGUCGGUGUCUCCCGACAGAACGCCUGCCGUGUGGCAGAGGAACGGCAGCCGUGCCGCCACGCCACGCACGGACACCGGUCACGAUGCCUGCCACGCGGCACAACUGUGGAGCACAGCUCACAGAAGUGAAGUUGGGACCUAAUCAUUCCAUUUUGGUUCAAGUUUGAGAUUUUGUAUCUCUCACGGCCUAAGAACAUGCCAUAUGAUGAUCGCAUCAUAGCCAAUUGUGCUUCCAUCUCUGUUUUCCUUCAGAAAGUUUCACAGUUUUUUUUUUGUUUCAUAUCGCUUUUACUUUGUUGCUUAGCAUUCUGUGUUUGAGGUCUUCUAUCCUACAUAUGACAUUAUUUUUAAAACUCGCCAUAUGACAGUAGCAAGGGAAAUGGUUGGUUAAUGAGUAAACUAUAUGGUACAAGAAAAACAUAUUAAUUACUUAUAUUUUUGCAAAAUGAAAAUAUUCUUAAAAUGCAUAACCAGAAAAACUUAAAAUUAGAUAUUCUUAAUAGUUCCUUUAAAAAUAGUCUUUAACUGUGCGCAAUAUAUUAUUGCCAUCACAUACCGGUUGGGGCAAAAGUUAUAAAUCUCUUUUAGUUUUUGACGUGAUAACAUCUUAUAAAUCGAUGAACGCCGGCUGCACACACAAAAAAUUGUCACAUUCCGCCUGAGCCGAGCGUGCAACCGGCCAACCACCCUGCGAGAGAAUCUUCUAUAAUAUCAAACAGGUUAAGGCGAGCUUUUUAACUAGUUGUUUGUGAUUAUAUUUAAACAAAUUAUUUAAAUUAAAUUUGCAAAAACUGUAAUUAAUAUUUGAAAAUUAAAAAGUAUGCAAUUUUUCA